GGAAAAGGUGUUUGGAAUUGGAGUUUAGAAUGGGGGUUUUGGCUGUGGUGUGGGGGGAGACGUGGAAGCUGGAGAAAUCGAUUCCGACCUAAUAAUCAUUCCACCCUGUUUCGGCAAUGGGGAAGAUGAUCGUUCGAAGCGCUGCCGGCGGUGGGAAGCUGAUGGAGACGCUCCCCCAAGGACUAGUCCUGGAGAUCAUGGGGAGGCUCGACUUGGAGUCUCUCUGUUCCUUGGCUCCCGUCUGCAAAGCUCUCCGCUGCUCGGUCUCUCAGUCGUUCUCGUCUAUCUCUACCCUCGAUCUCUCCGAUUUGUCUCCCACCACCUGGGUUCUUAAUAGAAUCCUCAGCAAUAAUAAAGUCCUCAAAACUCUUAUUCUUGAUUGUAGACGGCUUGAUGAUUAUUCAGUCGAAGUCUUCGCCAAAGAAAGUAUCCAAGAACUUGUUCUGUUGAGGUGCUUCAUGUUUUCUUCUUUUGUUUUUACUGCUAUAGCAGAGAAAUGUCCCAAAAUAAGGAUGUUCACAGUUGAAAUGAGACAAGCCAAUGAACAUGAAUCAGCUGGUUCCUGCCAUAAGGCCAUAGGACAGAUGCUUGAUAGGUGCUUGUACUUGGAGUCUGUGAGUAUAAAAUUCCAUGCUGACUAUUCUCAUUCCGGUAAUAUUUCUUCCAUCCAACUGACCCUCCCCAAAAAUGUCAAAGCAUUGCUGUUGCAGCCUAUAUCGGAUUGGCAAGCAAAGGUGCUUAUCCAGAACAUUGGAGUUGAUGGAGGAUCACAUUCAUCCUUAGCUGGUGUUGGCAUAUCCUCUUUCGAGCCCAUGUUUCAUUGGCUGCAGUCAUUAUCUCUUGUUUUAAAUAAUAUAACAGAUGAACUUAUCUUCAACAUCACGAAUAAUCUUCACCAAUUGGUUGAGCUAUGCCUUGAAGACAAUCCACCAGAGGAGCCUUCUUUGAUGAAUGACCUAACCAACGGCGGACUUCAGUCACUUGGCACUUUUAGGAAUUUGAUUGGUCUAUCUCUUUCGCGUAAUAGGAGUUCACUGACCACUUUCAAAAGGGUAAAUGAUAUUGGUAUUCUUGUACUUGCUGAAGGAUGUAAAAGACUUGAAUCAGUAAGACUUGGUGGGUUCUCUAAAGUUACUGAUGCUGGCUAUGUUUCUAUUCUUCAUUCUUGCAAGAAUCUGAAGAGACUUCAAAUUGUGAAUGCUUUUUUCUUGUCGGAUUUGGCAUUUCAUGAUCUUGCUGAUGCUCCAAACUCCCUUGUCGAGGUGAGAUUGAUUUCGUGCAAUCUUAUUACUGGUGAAACUGCAGAGUCUCUUUCUGUAUGCAGAAAUUUACAAGUGUUGGACUUCUCUGGCUGCAAAAGCAUUGCAGAUAUUGGGCUGAACUCAAUAUCUAGACUGUCUAAGCUGACUACAUUGGAUCUUUGUGGAGCUGACAUUACUGAUAGUGGCUUGUCAGCUCUUGGUGGUGGGAGUUCCCCAAUUGUGUCUUUGUGUCUUAGGGGUUGCAAAAGGAUCACUGAUAGGGGCAUAGUUAUGAUGCUGCAUGGUGAUGGUGUUCUUGGUAACACGUUGUUAACACUUGAUUUGGGUUACCUUCCUGGAGUAUCAGACACAGCUGUGGUUGCAGUUGCAAAAGUUUGCAGGCAAAUCAUCAACCUAUGUAUCAGAAACUGUUUUGCUGUCACCGACACAUCUAUCUCUGCUUUGGGUUCACCCGAAAGAUCUGAAGGAAAAAGAUCACUCAGAAAACUUGACUUGUAUAACUGUUGUGGGUUGUCCGCUGUUUCAUUCAGGUUGCUGAGGGGUCCUUUUUUUUGUGGUCUCCGAUGGCUUGGUGUUGGAAGCACCAAGUUAUUGGCGGACGGCAAGUAUAGAUUCAUAGAACUUGGUAUUGAAAGACCUGGGCUAAGCAUAUGUAUUAGUGGCUGUGAGAUUGGCUGCAAGGAUGGCUGGCAAUGCCAUGAAUGUAUCUGACAUAAAGGUGUUGUAAAGAUUAACUUGUCUAAUUGUUACUGCUUGUACUGCUGGCAAAAAUGUUAGAUAAAUUAUUGGGUUUUACAUUACAGCUUCA
This is a messenger RNA of Musa acuminata subsp. malaccensis (wild Malaysian banana), 2070 nucleotides long. Its product is annotated as F-box protein At-B. Gene Ontology annotation, cellular component: SCF ubiquitin ligase complex. Lineage: Eukaryota; Viridiplantae; Streptophyta; Magnoliopsida; Zingiberales; Musaceae. Gene Ontology annotation, molecular function: protein binding. The record is from RefSeq and is a predicted model, not a curated record. Gene Ontology annotation, biological process: SCF-dependent proteasomal ubiquitin-dependent protein catabolic process.